AUGUGCAAGCCUUUAAAGGUUGCGCUGGAAGACCGAUUGGCCGAGUCUGGAUUGAAAUUGAAAAGCAGGGCCCAGGACAAAAUUGAUGCGUGGGUCGAUGUAAUCAUGAUGUCGUUUCUACAUUCGCACUAUUCUGAGUGUGUGAAGUCGGAGCUGGAUCUAUUUACCGUACCACCUACCCAAACAUGUAUUGAAAAUUCUCAAUUUAUUUAUUACAAUCCUGUAUGUAUGCUCUCGGACAAUGCCCCCAUUGAAUUCAUCGUACCAGUCCAUGGAAAAGAAUAUAUUGAUUUGGCACAUACCAUAAUCAAAGUUGGCGACAGAAUCCUGAGACCCGAUGGCUGUGCUGCUCUUGAGGACUCUGUUGGCCCUGUGAAUAAUGUUUUACCAUCACUGUUUAAUCAAGUGGAUGUAUAUUUCAACCAAAUCGUGGUUACGUCUGCAAAUGAUCUAUACGCCUAUAGAGGAUACAUUGAAACCCUACUGACCUAUGGAACAGAUGCAAAGUCCUGA
Messenger RNA from Diachasmimorpha longicaudata, 513 nucleotides. RefSeq lists its product as uncharacterized. NCBI's taxonomy places the organism in Eukaryota, Metazoa, Arthropoda, Insecta, Hymenoptera, Braconidae. The record is from RefSeq and is a predicted model, not a curated record. The transcript has 2 exons. Bases 1 to 513 code for a protein of 170 amino acids.